Molecule: messenger RNA, 2092 nt
Organism: Neopelma chrysocephalum (saffron-crested tyrant-manakin)
Lineage: Eukaryota; Metazoa; Chordata; Aves; Passeriformes; Pipridae
Gene: SLC35E4
Product: solute carrier family 35 member E4
Exons: 2
Coding region: 313-1350 (345 amino acids)
Cellular component (GO): Golgi apparatus
Molecular function (GO): antiporter activity
Source: RefSeq, a predicted model, not a curated record
AACCCCGCCCGGCGGCCGUGACGCGCGGGGCCCUCACGGGGAGGAGCCUCCGCCCUCCGCUCCCGCCAUCACCAAACUUUGCGCUGGUUCCCGGCCGCCGCCGCCGCCUCCUCCCGGCACAUGGCCCCGGCACCGCGGGGCUGAGCUCCGCCACCGCCCCCGGGCGCGGGGACACCGCCGACAGCGACACCGCCACCGCCGGAGCGACCGGUCACCGCCCCCGCCGCUGCCCGGGUGCGGCGGCUCUCGGCGCGGCGCGGGAGGACGGGGCAGAGCGGCGAGGGGCGGCCGGAGGCAGCGGGGCCGGUGCCCAUGUGCCCGCGGUCGCGGCGGGGCGAUGAGGCCGCGAUGAGCACGGCGGGCGAGGGCACCCUCCGGCCCUGGAAGCCCGACCCGGGGCAGGCGGACGGGGGGCGGCCGCCCCCGCCGGGCCCGGCGCUGCCGCUGACCCUGAGCGUGCUGGCCUGGCUGGGCACCGGCACCACCAUGGCCGGCCUCAACAAGUGGAUCUUCGCGGCGCACGGGUUCCGAUACCCGCUGCUGCUCUCCUCGCUGCACAUGCUGUCGGGGGUGGCCGUGGGGUACCCGCUGGGCUGGGCGCGGGGUGCCCGCUCCCCGCGGCCCCGCGCCCGCAUCUACCUGCUCAGCCUCACCUUCUGCACCAGCGUGGCCCUGGGCAACCUGGGCCUGAGCUACGUGCAGCUGGACGUGGCCCAGGCCGUGGCCACCACCACGCCGCUGGUGACGCUGGUGCUGGGGGUGCUGGGUGGCCGGCGGCCGCACCCGCUGCAGUGCUGGGCCAUGGGCCCGGUGUGUGCCGGGGCCGCCUGCAGCAUCGCCGGCGGGCUCCGCUUCUCCCAGCCCGGCUGCGGCUUCCUGUUGGCCGCCACCGUGCUCCGCGCCCUCAAGUCCAUCCAGCAGAGUGUGCUGCUGCAGGAGGACCAUCUGGACGCGCUGUCCCUGCUCGGCCUGACGUCCCUGCCCAGCUUCGUGCUGCUGUUUGGGGCGGCCGUGGCGCUGGAGCUGGGCCCCUCGUGGCAGGGGGUGCUGCGCCCCGACGCCGCGCUCUGGGGCUGCGUCCUGCUCAGCUGCCUGGGCUCCGUCCUCUACAACCUGGCCACGUCCUGCCUCCUGUCCCUCACCUCCGCCCUCACGCUGCACCUCCUGGGCAGCCUCACCGUGGUGGGCAACCUGCUGCUGUCCCGCCUGCUGUUCGGCACGCGGCUGGGCGCGCUGGGCUACGCCGGCGUGGCGCUGACGCUGGCGGGGAUGGUGCUGUACCACCAGCCCCAGCUCCUGGCCGCGUGCUGGCCCCUGCGGGCGCUGCGGCGGCACCCGCGCCACGAGUAGGGGUCUGAGGGUGGAGCGGGGGCGAGGGAGGCUCUGAGCGAGGGCAGGGGGGCUCAGGGAACACGUGUGUGUGCUGAGGGGUGUCGUGCUGGGCACACGUGUGUGCCAGUGUGUGUGACACUGCACGUGUGUGUGACUGUGCACGUGUGUGCCAGUGUGGGACACGCUGAGCGCAUGUGUGUGCCAGUGUGCCUGGCUCUGUGCCCACGUGUGUGCUGAGGUGCACGGUGCUGUGCACAUGGGUGUGACUGUGCACAUGUGUGUGCCACUCUGCACAUCUGUGUGCCAGUGUGCCCGGCUCUGUGUGCCCACGGGAAUGUUGAGGUGCACAGUGCUGUGCACGUGUGUGCCCGUGUGUGGCUCUGUGCACGUGUGUUUGCUGGUUUGCACAGGUCUGUGCACACACCUGUGGCUGUUUGCACAGCUCUGUGAGCACGUGUUUGCCGGUGUGCACAUGUGUGUGCGCCAGUGUGUGUGACUGUGCACAUGUGUGUGCUGGUGUGCACAGCUCUGGACAUGUGUGUGCUGGUGUACACAGUGCUGUGCACAUGGGUGUGCCAGUGUGUGUGGUACUGUGCACAUGGGUGUGCUGGCAUGCACAGCUCUGUGCACUCGUAUGUGCUGAGGUGCGUGGUACCAUGUACAUAGUGGGUGUCCCACCCUGCAUGGUUGUGUGUACAUGUGGUUUGCACAGCUCUGUGCACACGUGUGCUGGGGUGCACAGUGCUGUGCACAUGUGUUG